AUGCCACCAAUCAAAAAGACCCCCAAGCGUCCGUCUGCCAUCACGCGGAUCAAAAAGCUCAAGCAUUUGGACAAGCCAGUAUUCAAGAAAAAACGGGCCACUUCCGGGAAUGUGUCCUCUAGUGUCCUCCACGAUGAGAGAUCACUGGUGAAAGAUUCGCAAACAAUAUUUAGUGACGACGAGAACUCGCCUCCUGCCCGAACACAAAGACGAAACCAGCGCACAGCAAGACAGAAACAUAAGUCAGAGUCUUUGGCAGCCGACUCCGGGUCCGAAUCAGAACGCGGGAUCGAUGAGAUCCACACGUUCACGCAAAUGGUGUCGAAAAAAAGUAUGAGGACCAAAUGGGCACCGCUACCGCCAAACGUGUCCUCUUAUCUGGACACCAUCCUUAACCUCUAUGUUGAGGAAAGCAUUUCACAGAUUCCAUUUAGAAGCAAUAAAGAAAGAUUAGCUUUUAGAACACUGGUGAAGGACUCGAUUGUGAAGCCUCUUGCUAAGAAAAUGCGGGUGGCACGAUUUCCUGGAGAGAUCAAAGAGCGCCUCCUUGAUCAGGAGCAAUUGGAUGAAGAAAAUAUGCGACUGGAAGCCAAUUUCAGCGCGAAUUUGCGUCAACUGGAGGUGCUUCGUGUUCAGGAGCAGAAAGAACAAGCCUUGCUCGAUAGCGAGGAAAAGUAUCUUGAGCAGUUCAAGAAAUCAGUGGAACGCCAGGAGGAGCUCAUGGCCAAGGACCUUCUCCCCUACGCUGACCUGGCAGAUGACUUACAAAUUUCUGAACCUAAGUCCGCUGAACAUUUGAACCUGGCAAGCACCGAGUAUAAUGGCUACGACCCCGCGACAGACCCUGACUUCAGCGAGUCUAUGAACACGUUGGAUAAACAUCUCAAUUCUAUCUCUAAAAAUGUCGAACUACUCGACCCACUGGUGGACAUUUUGGACAGAGUUAACAGCAUCCUCCAAGUUAUUGUUUCUCAAUAG
Messenger RNA from Ogataea parapolymorpha DL-1, 978 nucleotides. RefSeq lists its product as uncharacterized. NCBI's taxonomy places the organism in Eukaryota, Fungi, Ascomycota, Pichiomycetes, Pichiales, Pichiaceae. The transcript has a single exon. The record is from RefSeq and is a predicted model, not a curated record. The coding region runs from base 1 to 978 and encodes 325 amino acids.